Messenger RNA from Plasmopara halstedii, 972 nucleotides. Its product is annotated as homocysteine s-methyltransferase. The transcript has a single exon. The record is from RefSeq and is a predicted model, not a curated record. NCBI's taxonomy places the organism in Eukaryota, Oomycota, Peronosporomycetes, Peronosporales, Peronosporaceae. Bases 1 to 972 code for a protein of 323 amino acids.
AUGAGCACUGUGGAACCGGGAACGGUCGACAUUCUAGCUGGUGAGAUCGUGCACGAACUCUUACGUCACGGCGUGCCAAACGACCGCAAUAUGUUGUCAGCGAGCGCAUUGGUAUCACCAGCCCACCACCGCCAUAUAGUACAAGCACAUGAAGCGUAUAUGAAGAGUGGUGCGACUAUGAUCGUAACUAGCAAUUAUUACGUGACCCCGGGUGUGGGAUUUACACCCGACGAGAUUCGCACGUACUCACAAACUGCUGGUGAGUUGGCAGUUGAAGCUCGAAAGAGAUGCAAUGGAAAGGACCACGUCAAAAUUUGCGGAACGCUACCGCCACUAAUGCAUAGCUUUCGAUCAGACCGCACAAUUGAGCGUCAAAAAGGACUGGCAAUGUAUUUGCUUAUUGGCGAAGCUCUGCUUCCGUCUGUUGACUUGCUUCUAGCCGAGACCAUGUCAUCACUCGCGGAAGCUAAACUGGCUUUCGAGGGCGUGCAGCCUUUGCAAAAGCCGGUGAUGGUAUCAUUUGCGCUCAAUAGCACUGGCCAAUUGCGUAGUGGUGAGGACGUACUCGAGAGCGUGCGAUGUCUAAUAGAGUUUUGUACGCGUCGCAUCGAGUUAUUGCCGGGGGAGGGAGAAGGCAACAACAAUCUUCUAUGUGGUAUUCUGUUUAAUUGUUCUCAGCCAGAAGACAUGUCUAAUGCGUUCAAGCAGAUAAACAGUGAUCCGAAAAUAAUAGAUGCACUGAAGGAGCACAAUAUUCGUAUCGGGGGCUAUGGUGACCAUAUUUCAUCGUUAUCCAAGGCUGGCGCAAUGGAAGAAUCACUUGUGCCCGGUGCGCUUCAGUCUACUGUGGACUUAUUAGUUUACACCAAAUUUGCUAUGCGUUGGAUCGAAGACGGCGCCAGUAUCGUCGGCGGCUGUUGCAAUAUUCCGCCUAAUUAUUUGCAAAAUAUCUCGGAGACUUUAAAAAAGUAG